UUAUUAUAUUUAGUCAUACAAACAUAAUAUAGAAGUGCGAACAGGUCCACAAGACUCAAGCACUUUUUCAGUGAUAAAUUUUUUCUAUAGAGUUUGAAUUUUAUUUUUUUCAUUAAAACCACUGAGACUAUAGAUUGAUAUAAGACGAAUGAAAUUAUAUUGAUAAAAAUGAAUGUGAACCGUUUUGCUGAUUUUAACCUCAAAUCCAAUGACACCGACAGGCUUCUAGAAGCAUGUGCCACAUGCACUCCACAGCAACUUGAAGCAGUCGAUUUCUAUGGCAAUACAGCUCUACUUAAAGCUUGCUAUUUGGGUAACCUUGAAGCUGUGCAGGUACUCUUAUCAUUCAAUGUGAAUUUACAUGCCAUCAACUAUUUUGGACAAAACGCAUUGACCUUAGCAGCAUAUGCUGGCUCCCUCGGCGUGGUUUGCGAAUUAUUAAAGUACCGGAGCUACACUGAUUUUACCUUAUCAUCGAUGAUUCCGCCAAUUUGUGUGGCAGUUCUAAAAGGCCACAAAAAUUUGAUGGCGUUUUUCGAAAACAUGCACCCGAUGAGCUUCCGCAGUGUUCAUGGAUUAACUGUAGGCGAUUUACAUAAUAUGCAAGAGGAAAAUAUGGGUCAAAAUGGAUAUUGUAAUAUUUUCGAAAAUGUGUUCAAAUAAAAGAAUGAUUUAUGUUUUUUUUUACCUUAAGGCUCAAGAGAAUUAUAUGUAAAGUUAAUUGUUGUCUUAAAUAAUGGUAAACUAGUAGUAGGAUAAUUUCGUGUGUUGUAAAGUAUAUUUUAUCAAUAAAUUGUCAUAUUUAUAAA
Messenger RNA from Episyrphus balteatus (marmalade hoverfly), 809 nucleotides. RefSeq names its product DNA replication inhibitor plutonium. The coding region runs from base 169 to 663 and encodes 164 amino acids. The transcript is spliced from 4 exons. Gene Ontology annotation, molecular function: protein binding. The record is from RefSeq and is a predicted model, not a curated record. Lineage: Eukaryota; Metazoa; Arthropoda; Insecta; Diptera; Syrphidae.